CAUGAUUGAAACGGUUUGACAAAUUUGAGCUGUUUAUGUACCGUUGUUGCGUAGUGUAUGGUAUUAUGGCUGCAGUGACAGCUACGUCAAAUUACAUGACUUGCUUAUUUGUGAAAUCGAAGCACACAGAAGCUUAAUUUCGAAGGUCAUUUUCAUCGAAUAUUCAAGCAUUUGCAAAGCAAUUAACAGUAUUUCAGAAUGGGCGUAAUUUUCUUAGAACACAUCGGAGGUACUCGUUUGUUCUCUUGUGCUUCUUGUGACACCAAUCUAACAAACAGAGGUCAGCUGAUAAGCACGCGUUUUACGGGCGCCACAGGCCGUGCUUUUCUCUUUAACAAAGUCGUCAACUUGAAUUACAGUGAGGUACAGGAUAGAGUGAUGUUGACGGGUCGUCACAUGGUCCGAGAUGUCAGCUGCAAAAACUGUGAUGCUAAACUUGGGUGGGUGUAUGAAUUUGCAACAGACGAUAAUCAACGAUACAAGGAAGGUCGAGUCAUCCUGGAACGUGCAUUAGUCACAGAGAGUGAUGGAAUGGGCGACAAUAUUUAAUACCCUGCAACAAGUAGCACAUCAUAGGAUAAGAAUAUAUUAUAGUAAACAAAAAUCAAUUGUUCCUUUUGUCAUCAAUUUUUCAUUAUUUCGUAUAAUUUGGGAAAUUGUUCUAUAACUGUAUGGAAAUUAAUAUUUAAUAU
Messenger RNA from Megachile rotundata (alfalfa leafcutting bee), 692 nucleotides. It is a transcript of the gene Yippee, whose product is annotated as yippee zinc finger protein. The record is from RefSeq and is a predicted model, not a curated record. Lineage: Eukaryota; Metazoa; Arthropoda; Insecta; Hymenoptera; Megachilidae.